Spirodela intermedia is the source of this 16453-nucleotide messenger RNA. The record is from the annotation of a GenBank genome assembly. Lineage: Eukaryota; Viridiplantae; Streptophyta; Magnoliopsida; Alismatales; Araceae.
AUGAUUUCGCCGUUGACUUUGCGUGCCGUCUUCACCACUGACGCUGCCGCCACCUGGAAGAAGGGCAUACCGUGAUUAAUCAAUAAAUCAGAUGUCAGAAAAAAAAAACUUUCAAGUAACAAUGGCGUCUGGAAAAUUAAAAAUCAGUCCUACUUGAUUCCGAACUUUCGAUUCGAGACCUAAAAAACAAAGGAUCAGGAAUCGAAGGUACUCUGACUUCAACAUUUCAAUUCAAGUCUCCUCCCCUAAAGUCAGAUCCUAAAACCCUUUACAACAAAUAAAUUACAUACAUUGAAUAAUGAAAUAAAUAAAUAACUUAUAAUGCCGCCCGAAAUUCGGCGGAAAUCGAGGAGUAUGAAAAUCGCCACUGGAUGACGUCAUAAUUAGUUUUUCCUUCAUGGUUGUGAAUAGUGGAGCCAUCUUCUUAUGAAGUAGAGGGAGAAACAAGAACGCCUGAGAUAGAAGAAAAUUGUGGGCCCCACCACUGAAAAAAGGGAAGGUGGUUGAUUUGGUGAAGCCACGUAGUUUGGACAGCUAGAACGCGAGAUAGUAGACCGCAUCUGGCGGUUCGUUCCGGCUCGGGCCCGAGCGAGCCAUUACCUGACCUAGAGGACGAGCUCUACGGCGGCGCCACCAGCCUCCACUGCGUCUGUUGCUCUCCUCCGCCUCCCGGUGGAGCCGGGGAUCAUCCGGCGUCCUGCGUUCGACGAUAUCCGAGGUCCGCCAUCCGGCGGUGGUCUGCGGGCUGCUCGCUCUUCCGAGGCGUCGCCGGGGUCGCAGGAGUGAUGUGAGUUCGCCGGCCUUUCGUUCUUCCUGCAUCUUCUAUCUCUCCUCUGCAUUGGCCAUGCUUCGGUUCGGGUUGGGCUCCUUGUGACUGUUUGCUGAUGAUGAUGGUUUCGGGGUGGUCUCUUUUGUUGCUGUUGGUGUUGCUGAUGUUUUGGUGAUGGUGAUCGGGUUUCGUGGUGGUGGGCUUCUUCAGGUCCCGGCUAUGCGUGAAGAACUUGCCCAAGUACGUGGGCGAGGAGCGGCUGCGGGAUUUCUUCUCCCAAAAGGGAGAGGUGACGGAUGCCAAGCUCAUGCGCACCAAGUAAAUAAGUUUGAGCGUCCUAGUGAAACCGAUUAUGACUCGCAAAAUGCCCAGAAAAAUUCCUUGGUUUCCGGUUUACUUGCGUUAAUGCGUUUGUGUAUGGCAAUGUAUCUGGUGUAUUUUGAUGAAAUUCUUUGUUCAGGGACGGGAAGAGCAGGCGGUUCGCAUUCAUUGGAUUCCGCACUGAUCAAGAUGCCGAGGAGGCCAUUAAGUUCUUCAAUAAUACCUAUCUGGACACAUGCCGGAUCACCUGUGAGGUAUUUCUGCUCCCUUUUUCUGUCUCUCCCUCACCCACUCUUCUCACCCGUUUCUUUUUUAGUCCUCGAAGAAAUUAAAGUAUACGUUCUAUCCCUUGAAUUUUAUGUUCCUUCUUACCUCUCGAAACCUGGCUUGCAUCAUCAGUUUAUGGGCUGUUUUCAUGGUGAUGCCUAGGAAGAGAGGUACCACAGGAAGGUUUAUCCCGGGUCCUGGGAGCGACCUUUCCAGCCCCGCACGCCUUGGUCUCCUUAGUGCCUUGACCGCAUUAUUUGUUGUCUUAACGGUCUUAUUUGAUGUCUUAUUCGUGAAAUUUAAUAUUAAUUCGAUAUUAGUGGAUUAACACACUUAGCCACGAAAGUUCUAUAGGAAAUGAAGGAUACUACUGGUGGUGAAGCAUGUUAUCCCAUCUUUGAGUUGAAUUUAUUUACUUUUAUCUUUGUGGGGGAAAAAGGACGUUUAUCCUGUAGACCGCAGGGGGUUCUAUUUGUCAACCCUCAAAACAUGGCCUGGUAUUAUGAAAUUCUUAACCAAUAAUACAAAGUUGCCCUAAUGAACGUAUAAAACAUAUUUCUAUCUUACUAAAGGAGUGAAUCUAUUCGCCGUCAAAGUCGCUUCCCAAAGCUAUUAUUUAAGAUAAAUAUCUCUUCGCCCAUCUAUACUUAUAAUGCUCAUAUCUGUGCGCUUUCAAUGUCAAAAUACUUGCUACUAUUUUUUACUUUGUUCCUUUGGCUAUUUGGUUAUUUUGAGAGCACCUAGAAUGACUGUAUUGGUGCACAAUAGCUCUCCUCAUCAGCUUGUUCUUGGAAGAGGAGACGCUCCUGUUGGAGCUGUUCUUACCUACCUUAGCUUGUGUCGUUUUAGGUUGCUCACAAAGUUGGUGAUCCCAACAUUCCACGGCCUUGGAGUCAGUAUUCAGCUAAGAAGAACAGCCAGGUGAAUGCAAAUAACGUUGUAACAGAGGACCAAAAUGCUAAUACCAGGACUCUUUUGGAGUCCAAAGGAAUAGGAACUGUAAAUGAGACGGCAAAAGCUUCCAAGACUAGUUUAAGUGAUGAUCCUCGGCUUCAGGAAUUUCUUCAAAUUAUGCAGCCAAGAGCCAAGUCAAAGUUUUGGGCUAAUGACACUCUGGAAUCAUUCCUUUUUGCGGAUAAAAGUGGCCCAAACGAAGCGAAAGGAGCACUUUUGAGUGAAGGUUCCGAAAAGCAAGCAUCCAAAAAGGGGGUUAGCGUUGCAGAUGAAAGCAAGAGGGGAACAAAAACAGAUCCGGGACUACCAUUUGGAAAUACACAAGAUGAGAAUUCUGAUACUUCAACAGAGAGUGAAAUACACGAAUCAGUACAGGAUGAAGUCAUCUCAGAUAUGGAUUACCUUAAAAGUAGAAUCAAGAAAACCUGGUCUGACUCUGAGAAUGAUGAGGAAGACAACAUAGAAGCUGAAGAAAGCGAAAAAAUGAUCGUAAAAGGGAAUGAAACGUCUGUUGGUGGCCAACAAGCUAGGCCUAUAGAUGGGAUCAAUGAUGGGGUUAAUUUAGAAGAAGAUUCAGCUAGGGGUCAGGAUGAAAACGAGAACAUCCACUCAGGCCGUGCUGAUUAUGAUGAAACACCUUGCAACACUGGUCGCCUCUUUAUCCGUAAUCUGCCAUACACAACAAUGUACGGUAACACAAAAACUCAACCAUGUGAUUUUCUAUGUUACAAUAAAUUGAUUUUGUAAACCCUAAAUUCAUUCUCUUUUAAUUUUAUUUGUCGGCUGUGUGGAACUAGUGAAGACGACCUAAUGGACCUUUUUAGUAAAUAUGGUGAUGUUUCACAAGUUCACAUUGUCGUGGACAAGGAUACUAAACGAUCAAAAGGUAUUGGCUAUGUACACUAUGUGCAUCUGGAAUCUGCAGCUAGGUAACGAAAUUUGCUGAUCCAUUCCUUUUUCUUUUACUCUUUCGGUGAAUCCAAAUAUGUGAGCUGUCAAUACGUCAACAUGAUGAAGUCAGUACAUUAUUUUGUGUUAAGCAUUUGGCGUUUGGAUUUCAUUUUGAUAAGUAAAUUCUAUUGCAUUAUCUGCGAUCUAUAAUAUUCCUUAGAUAUUGCUUCAUGGUCAAAGAAAAUUUCCAAAAGAAGCUGGUUGAGAUGCCUGUAUUACCCUCCUAUUCUCCUUUCCCAAUUUUUACUAAUAAUAUUGAAAAUCACACAACUUGAUAGCAUGCAAGGGACAGACUGAUCACUGGUUAACGUUAUAAUUGCUGCUAACAUUCUUUCAGUGGAUCGAUGAUGACUAUCCACAAGAAGCUGGUUGAAAUGCCUGUCUUGCCCUCCUAUUCCCCUUUUCCCUAUUUUUACUGAUGAUAUUGAAAAUCACACAACAUGACAUGCAAGGGACAUACUGAUCGCUGAUUAACGUUAGAAUCGCUGCUAACUCAUUAGCUAGCAUGCUACAUUUCGCCCCCUUUUUCUUGAUGAUUUAAGAGCGGGAAUUACUAGUUGUUCAUUAGAAAAUGGGGAAAAUGAGGCGUAAGUUAAAUGAAUUCCCAUGUUACUCUCCAUUACCGAAGUUUUUGAUUGUAUCCUUGACAGUUAACUCUAAUUUAAUUGAAUAAGACCGCUGAUUAUACCUUAGACUAACCAAAAGAUAGAAAUGUUAUAACAUCAAACCCUAAAAAAUUGAUGUCUCUGCAAGAGAACAUAAUAAGUUGUCUACAUAGUUCUUGGUAAUGGGGAAAGGCUUAUUGUUGAACCAAUGCUUAGUUACAUUGGCAGCAACAUAAAAAAAGCAAGAAGGAGAUGGAAGAUGGAUACGAAGGUGGAACUGCUGGCAUUGCUGUUGGAUGCCUCAGGAAUAUUUUAUUGAACGUUGAAUUUUAGGAUAUAGAGGGAGAUGUCCUGUUAGUAACAUAGUAAGGUGAAGAAGGGGACAGAAUACAGCUGUUGCAAGCUGUAAGUGCUAUCAAUUUCACUGUUUUUUCCUCCAAGGAUUGUUCCAAAUUUUUUUUACGAAACUAUUGUUAUUAAUUAGGUGAUUUAUGAAAACUAUAUUCUAAAUACUCAUUUUAUUUACUCUUUUGUGGAGAAUCUAAUGUGACCUGAAUCAGGAUCAGAUAUCUGAGAAACCGAUUAGAUCUAGAAAGUCUUGUUCUUUGCCAUUUUGAUUAAUUUAUGUUCUGCCUUGUGGCGCAUGUUGUUUUUGUGUCUCAUUUCUACCAGUGUUCUUCUCCAUCGUUUUUACAUGCUUGUAUUGUUAGCAUCCUCCACCUAAAGUCAUCCUCUUCCUCCUAAUGAAAAUGAUGGUACAAUUUUCUUCCUGAUGUUUACUAUUGUCCAUUAGAGUGACAGCGAUCAUUAGGACUUUGGGGAGAAUCACGUCCCUAACAGUGUUCGAAUAUUUAACAUCGGGCCAGUUUGUGUCUAGGGUUCCUAGUGUCUCACUUUUCUUAGACGUUUUUUAAUUUUAUGUUUUUUGUUAUUUUCUUUUAACUGUUUAGAAGAAGCUCGUCAAGUACAUCUUGCUUUGAUUCUUUGAUAGAACCUGAGUGAGAUGAUAGCAGGCAAAUGAGGUUCAGUUGCAUCAAGGUGGGCUUCUAAAAUUUCCUGGAUAGCAACUAAAUUUUUUUCUGCUUUAGGCUAAUGAUUUAGGAGCAAGACGGGGUUCUGAUAUUAUACUUCUGAAUUAUGUUCUCUUUCUCAUUUUAUAUCACUCUAGGUCUGGACCAUCAAUUCGAUGGAUUCUUUUGAAUAGAUCCGAAUGGGCUUCCGUGACUCAAUUUUUUGGCUUGUUGAAUAAUUUAGGCUAUAAUUGUCUCUCUUAGCUUAGUUGUAUGCCUUCCUCCUCAUGAUGUCCACUUCUACUAACAAAUGAGAUCUAAAUAGUGUAGUGAACUCUUUCUGCAGGGCGUUAAAAGAACUAGACAACUCAAUUUUUCAAGGGAGAUUGUUACAUAUUAUGUGUGCAAAACCACAAAACCCAUCUGUUGAAAGACAAGAGUAAGAAAGAAUAUGCCCAUUGUAACAGAUUUUCUAAUUAUGUCGCUCAGUGUUUGAUUUAUCAUUUUUUCUAUUCUUUAAAUCUCCAGGUCUAAUCCUCCGCUAAGUUUAAAGCAGAAACGUGAAGAACAGAGGAAGGCAUCAGAAUCUAGUGGUGAUACACGAGCAUGGAACAGUUUGUUCAUUCGUCAAGAUACUGUAUACUUCUUAUCCAUGGUGUAAGCUGUAUAUUUCGUAUCCAUUUGCAAACUGUUCCACAAAAGGCUAACUUAUUGUUAGAGUAAGAAAAUUUGUGCAGCUAUCUCUUACUGCUAUUUCAUGUCCUAGGGCAUGGUCAUAUGGGUAUGAUGACUGAUCCUUUGCUAUAUCAAGACUCGGAUUAUUCCUACUCACUUCGAGUUGAUAAAGUUCUGGAUAGACCAGGAUUGUCUGAGUUGCACUAGUUCUUGCUAAAACAUUCUUAGAAUAAUAUAAUCCUCUUUCCAGCUGUGAAAUAUAUGGUUUAUCUGAUUCUUAUGCUAACGAGGAUUUGAAACAUUGAAAACUGACCGGAUUCUUAGGGUUGCAUUGUUUAAUAUUGAGUAGGAAAUCCCCAAAGCAGGCAAAUAUACAAGAGAAGAAGCUGCUGAACAUCUGCCAAACUAUGCAAUGGAUUUUUGGCUAUCUGUAGCUGGAGUGAGACUUGUUUUUGUGUUGAUGCUCAGAUGAAUAGGAAUAGGCAGUUUACUGGCGCAGGUAUAAUAUCUGCUAGAACAGACUGUAUCUGAUUGUGUUAUCGUAAGCUUGAAUACUGACUCUGAACAAGCUCUGAUGAAACUUUUUGGAGGUUCUUCAAUGGCUGCAGUUAGAAGGAUGAUGAGCCACUGGAGCUUUGAGGAACUUUUUCCUAUUCCAUUGGGUUCCACUGAAUCCUAAACUAUAAAGGAUAGGUUAGAUGUAAAUAUGACACAACCAAAGAGGGAGGAUGCUAUCCCUCAAAUGCAAUGGAUGAAAUAAAAAUUCAUUUUUAUAUAACUACAAGAGUGAUGACUGAAAACUGAGGGGCCAUUCGAAAUAAAAAGCUUCAUUUUACUCAAAUCAGAGGCAGUAGAUGCAAUACCAGUGCCUGAGGUUUUUAUACUUUUAAUCUGGGCAAUGUAGGUUCUGGAAAGAAUUAAAAUUUGUGAUAGACAUUAUCUAGCAAGUGUCUAGCAAGGAUUCUGCUUGGAAGAAAAAUGUGCAUGAAAUCCCCCAUGAGAGAGGGCAUGGGUGGGAUAUAGUCCCUCCCAUUUUGAACUUAGAUUGAGAAAAGCAUUCCUUCUAUUGUAACUCUCGACAGAAGGAAAAGAGAAUUUUAUUAUUUGUCCGAAAAAGUAUCGAGUAAAGGCAUAUGGUGGGAAGUUGCAUACAGGGAUGCAAGGCAAUGAGGAAUAGAGUGGGCAUAAGGAGGUUCCAGUGAGGGUGUGAGUCAUGUAGAAUGACUGGAUCGAGACUCAGAAUUGGGGUUAGCAAUCUCCAAUCGGAUACUGUGGGAAUAGUGAUGGGUCACUACCUGAGUCUCUACCUUUAACUGUAUCUGCUAUCACCAAUCACGUCCUCAGUUGUCUCUUCGUUCAAAUUGAUACUGUCGUCUGUUGGCAGUUAUUCCACAUAUGAAUGGAAAUUCAAAAAUGAAUGAAUUUUGUUUUGUGUUCGACUGUUCAAUGGAGAGCUUCAUCUAUCAUUUAGACACACUGAGGAAUAAGAAAAUAGCUGACUGGAACAUGGGCAAGUGCUCCUUCAACUCAGAACAUCACUUCAACUCCCCCCCUCACCCCACCCAACACACCAAACUCAUUUUCCCACUUUUCCUUUAUUUUCCAUUUUAUGAAAUCUAAUAUGUUCCUCUCAGUGGAAUCCUAUUUGCAUGUGAGUCCGCUGCGUUAAUAUGGACAAAAACGAAGAAUAAAGAAGUGGAAUCACUGUUCACGCCUCAAAUAUUCACGACCCAGAUAUAAAUCAUUCUUAUGUCCUUCUCGAGUCAUAUUAUGUUUUCGUCACCUGAAUGUUCUUGGCGCCUGGAGUUAUCUUUUUUGUCUACUGUCUGUUACUAUAACAGUAUUAUAGAUUUUGAACUCUACUCUGUUUACCCUGAAGUUAUGACCUCUCGAGUGCUGAUACAGGCAUUGCUUAGCAUGUGAUGGCUCCUUUUACUUCAUGAGUUGAUUGCUGCGAUGUAACUGAUGCUUAAUUUGUUGGGUAUGGUUUUUCCGUUUUACCACGUUUCCAAGUCACGUUAUCUCUUUCUUAAAACUUGAGCAACUGAAAAUUGCGAUGACUCUGGUUCUCUUUCGUAUUUUUGAAAAUGUGUUGCAAUAUUCAAAUGUUUUUGUACUAAUGAAAUUCCGGUUAUGCAAGUUUCUGACUGUAAAUUGUCUGUAAAACUUUCCUGACAAUCAUUGUGAAUAUUGGAUAGGUUGUUGAAAACAUUGCUAGAAAAUAUGGUAUUGAUAAGAGCGAUGUACUGAACAAAGAAGCAGAUGACCUUGCUGUACGCAUUGCCCUGGCAGAAACACAUACGAUAGCAGAGACAAAAAAGGCUUUGAAAUGUGCUGGAGUUAAUGUUGCUGCUCUUGAGGAGUUCGCUUCUGGAAAGGGCAGUGUUCGGAGAAGCAAUCAUGUGAUUUUGGUGAAAAACUUGCCUUACAGUUCCUCUGAAGGAGAUCUCACCAAAAUGUUCGGUAAAUUUGGAAGUUUAGAUAAGAUCAUUCUUCCUCCAACCAAAACACUAGCUCUGGUAUGAAAUUCUUGCAAUUCGUCACUUCCUAAAUCCUAAUGCUAUUUUUUUUUUCAAAUUUUAAAUUAUCAAUGUUUAUUUUGUCAGUUAAUUACUUGUAAAUACUUUAGGGUAAGCAUUCACUCCAAUAAUUUUGAUAGCAUUUCCAUUCAAAAGUUUACCCUUUAGAUGCCCUUUUCCACGAGGAAAGAUUGCAAUAGUGGAUCCCACUUGCUAAUUUCUGUCCAUCAAGUGUAUUCCCUUGGAUUUAGCUUCUAUUACGACCUUUAUACUGUUUUUGAAGCCUUUGGAUGAGUGCUAGUUUUUUGUGUACAAAGUUUGAAGGUUACCCUGUGACAUACGCACCACAGUUAGGUUAAGUCCACUCUAAGUUCUUUGACAGUUGUACUCCUGUUUAGUACCUUGGGGGAGUUUCGGGUGACCAUCAGGGAGGGGAUGAACUGAAACCUCCUUUAAGAAUAUUGAUGGCGUAUCCUUCGUGGUUCAGCUCUCAUCUUUCAUUUGAUUGUGCAGGGGGUCUUAUUCCCUGCCAUAUUUUUGUUGGUUGACCAUGCGACUUGUCAUUGAGGGAUUUUUGUAGUGUCUACUUGUUUUUUAUUGCGAUGUUUUGUGAUUGGGCCAGGUCAUCAUUACCAGCAAACAAUUGUAUACCAUCUAUAUAUCAUCUAAUUUUGCUUUUAAAUUUUAUUUGUCAUCAUCUAAGGAAGGGCCCAACAUGUUUCACCAUGCCCAUUUCCAACAUGCCGAAUGUUUUUGCCCUUUUGAUUUUUCGGAUGUAGUCAAUUUUUCACAUGUUAUGUUCUCGGUUUUGUUUAUAAGUUACUGAAAAGAGAUAAGUAUAAUUGCCAAACGAAAUUCAAAUUUAGAAGAGAUUGUUUUCUUGAUGUCCCUUGGAAGUUUGGCCUGAAAAGGAGUUUUGAGUCGUAGGACAUGCUGAAGGCUGCUUCCUAGACUAUGUGUUGUUCCGUGUGGAGCUAGAAAAGUUCAUAGGGUGUUAAGGAAAGUUUGUCUGAAUUUUCUGGCAUCUACUGUUUGUCGAGAGGUUACUUCGGGGGAAGCUGCAUUCUCUUGUUGGAUAUGGAAGGGCUUAACUUUUGAAUCUUUUUUCUGUUUAACUCAGCUUUUUGGCUAUUUAUUUGACGAUAUUUUGUCUUUUCGAAUAGGGGUCCUCCGUGAGUUCAGUCAUGAAAAAUAUCUUUGAUAAAAUCCUAACUUGAAUAAGGACAAAUUUGGAUGUUAGGCUAAAAUUCAGGCAUUGUAUGAUAUGGUACUUCUCUACGCGAAAUAUCUGGUGUUGUCCAAAAAAAUGUUUGUGUUCCUUAAUUUGAUUGCUUGGUGAUCUUAUGAAAGCCUUUGUAAUGGUUUUUUUACCGUCCACUCCAGCUAUCAAGUCAACUCUUCAUUUGCCUUUGUUUUUUUCGUGUUGUGCUUGUUCAUUAAUGUGUAGUCAUCAUCAUGUUUAACCAGCCAUUUGUAUCCUGAGAAAACAUAUUAAUCAUGACGAACCACACUUCUUAAAUUUCCGAUAACAUUUGGCCAAUCAACCGAUCAUAGCCUUUAUUCUACUUGACCUGGGAUGCGGGUUCUGAGGUUUGAAUUUAGCUCGAUCUGGAAGCACUUUUGUCUCUACAGGGGUUUACAUUGCUUCAAUUCGUUGUCCAAGUACAAGAGCAUUUCCUUCCGAUAUAAAAGUUACUCCAUUGGUGUAAUUUCCCUAUCAGAAAACAUAGCCAGGGACUAACGGUGAAAUUUCAGAUAGUUUUCAGCAGCUUCUUCUAUAAGAGAAAAUGAAGGACCUCGGGUGUGAGGAGAGCCAAGUGGAUUGUAAGUUAGGCUCAUGCCAUAUUUAUUCGUUGUGAUGGGCUUCACGCCAUCAAUAUCAAGUUGGUUGUUUGGGGUGAAGAACAGGAGGGUCGAGUGGGUUAUAUGUAAGCAAGGUAAAUGGCAUCCUUUAUAUUCAUUCUCAUAGUGAUGUGCUUUACACCAUCAAAAUAUCACGUUGACAGUAUGGCCGAUGGGCCUAAUGUAUUAUAACCAAGCAAGGGAGAUUUUCAAAAUCUCCCUGGCUUGGUUGUUAUUUUAAAUAGUUCUAGGCACCUGGUCAUUUAGUUUCUGUCAGAGGCACGUUUUUAUGUUACCCCAUGACAAUAGGAACUGUUUAAAGCGAUUUUUAAGUUGUUCUGCUUGGGCUGAUGUAACUAGUAGCAACCAUUAAAAUUUCCCUUGGAUUUGAAUUUUAGCGAAAGGUAGUACGCAGCUUUCAUUACACCUCCAAUGAAGAAACAUUUGGGAGUCUUUCCGAGAUCUGCCAGGUACCAAAAUUGUAGUGGUUAAAUUGACUGUCUUUGGGGAUUUCUAUCACGCGACUAUGAGGCAUUGUUUUAUGACGAAAUCACAAUACAGGAAUCUUGCAUCCUCUUUCUUCAUCCAAGUUUUAUUGGUGUUCUCUGCUAUUUUAGUUUUCUACUGUUUUUUCAUUUGAAUUAAUAAGAUUGUAAUUGAUCUGAUAACAUUCUUUUCUUAUGAGCAAUUAUGCUUUUCUUCUGAAAUUCUCUUCCAUGCUAUGGCAGGUUAUUUUUCUUGAAUCGGCUGAGGCUCGAGCAGCAUUCAAGGGUUUGGCGUAUAAACGUUAUAAGUAAAUUAUUAUACUUUGGAAAAGUUCUAAUCGUGAUUUUCCUAGUGCUUAUUUAUAUCUAGUCUUUGUACGGUUUUUCCUUGCACAAACCACCGUAAUAUUUCAGUUUUUAAAACUCACUUUCUUUUCUAUCUGUGAUUUGUACACUAUAACAGCCUGACCGUUUCCCCUUAACGCCGAUUAUUUCAUAUUUUUUCUCAUUGAAGGCUAGUAAACACAACUGACCUGACAAAAGAAUGCAAUCGAAUCACAUGUCCCUCAACUUGAUCAAGUUCUCCAUUUGGCUUGGAGAAAGGUGUUGAAUAACAAUUGCCUUGACAUAGGCCAGGGGAGACCUAACUGAUUUAGCGCCUUUGGUAGUGCAUACUCAUUUCCUAAUUUCUCUGCUGUUUCUAGUUUUCUUAUGAUUCCUGUGAUGUGUUUCCCAUUGUAGUUUGUUAACACUAAGAAAUGACACCAGUUAUCCUGUACGUUUGCAUUAGAAAAACCUCAACAAUCUUUUGAGUGACAGAAAAAGAUGCUAGGAUUUCUUAUAUCGUGAUUAAUUGAUGUUGCAAUUUCGUUUAAUGACUUAAUUGGGUGGUCUUUCAAUCAACUCUUGCCAUAUGUUGAAAAAAAUUUCAAAGGACGCUUGAUGUAAUCUCUUUAUUAUUAUUUUUUUAAUGUAGGGAUGGUCCCUUAUAUCUGGAAUGGGCUCCUGGAGAUAUUUUGUCUUCAAAACCUGUUUCAGAAACGGACAAACAGGACAAUGCUGUUGGCAGAGAAGAAGUUACAAGAGUGGUAUUGGAGCAAAGCCUGAAACAAAUGCCUGAAGGAGAAAUCGAUCCAGAGAGGGUUGAGGUUUGGCAUUUUUCUUCAUCAUUCUAUGAGUUCUUGCCUGUGUCAUCAAACUAUACGAUUAAUAAUGAUUUUGUUAUAAAGAAACGUAUUAGAAUUUUAUUCGGUGGAAAAUAUUAUGAAUCCUAUAUUAUAUUUAUUGUCCUCGUCACAGUUCGGUUAACUUAGAAUUUGUUGGAGGAAACAAAGGAUUCAAGAAAUGUCAUUUUUUUUCGGUUAUCCUAUAAGACUCCUUUUUUAUUUAUUCGUUUGUUGGAUCAUCUGUAAGUUGAGAUUUGACCAUAUCUAGCCAGAAUUGGGUAACAGGUUGGCAUAAAUUCUGUUUCUUUCGGACAAAUGCACAGCAUACCUCAGGGUCUAAAAUCCGCUUGUAUUUUUUUCAUUGGAUAAAUGGACGAAUCUUUCUUGGGAUUUCAUGACCUAUUCUCCUCUUUGAUCAUUAUAAGAACGACAUAUUUCUGGGGAAAACGUUGUUACAGAGGUUGAUAUAUUUCUGUUCUUUUUUUGAUGUCAUGAGUUGGAACAUAAACUAAGUGGACUAGACGAGUGCUAUAUUCGCAGAGCAUGGCGACAUCUUUUAGGCAUGAUUGGACUUGGUUCAUAAUAUUGUUUUCAUUCUUAGAAAGAAUAUGUUGUGCUGUUCUAAUUUACAGGACCUUUUGUCCUCCAAAAUUCAGUUUGGUGAAGGGACUGUCUCCAGAACAUGUUGGGUAUUGGGGCCCGAUUACUUGGGUCUGAAAUUCAUUUAACAGGGGCGCAGACGUCCACUGGGGUACAACUGUUUUGGUCUAAUUAAUGAGACAAUUAUACCUCUACUAGUAACGUUAAUGUGGGACCCUUUUCUUCUAGUUUCAUUUUUAAACUCUUGUAUAAAUAUAUCUUUUGAGAGGUGUUCUUAGGAAGUUUGCACAUAACAUCGUUAGUUUAUGAUGAGAUGUGCAUCUGUUAAAGCACGAGUGCCAGACUUAGGAAGUUUUGAAAGGGAGGGACUGACGGGUAGAAGUGAGAAUGGUGAUGAACCACCAGCUCUGUGUUGGGGGUUGAGUUGGGACGAGAGAUGGGGGCAGUUGGGAAGAGGAUGAGUGGUUGAAGAGCAGGGAGAGCUUGGUGGAUGGAGAUGAUAGUAGGGAAGUGAGGACGUUUGCCCUUCUCAACAACAUACUAUUGCCAUGUUUAGGUGCAGUCUGCCACCUGCAAGUUAUGGGUGACCUGACUGCAGGCACAAGUAUAAUGGAAGCUUUGCUUACACAACGGUGUGUUGGUGAUCAAGGAUAGUGUUGCUGGGUGAGUCCACUACUGUUGCUGUUCUCGAGUAAUGACUGCCUGCCACUAGAGGCAGUAAUGAAGGGAAGAAAAGUUCAGGGGAGAGAGGUACUGGAUUCGGGGAAGGAGAUUAUAGAGAUUCAGAAAAGGCUGCUUUUCAGUUGUAAGAGUCAAGCUUUGCAGUGAGCAAAGGGGCACGAAAUUAGGAGGAUUAGGUUUCUCCCUAAAGCCUUGCAACUCUUGUGCUGAGGCCUGUAAAACUUUGAUGUGAAGACAUGUUUGUUAGCAGACUACUACUGUUAAGAAAGAGUAGGCUUUAAUGCCAUCAAAUAAUUUUUUUGUUUAAUUACCCAACCUUGAAGAACAGGAGUCAUGUCAGGGAGAGAUGUCCAAAUUUUUGAUGAACCUCGGAUGCAGAAGCUUUUGCAAGCCGAACAUAUUUCUUUUCGAAUUUUCAAUGGCAUGCUUGUGUAUCUCAAGGACGUUUGCUAAAAUUUUCGCAUCAUCUAGACUGUUCAAGUUCAUGGGAUUGGCCAACCCAUGGUCAUCUUUUUGUUGAAUUUUUUUUCCCUUUUUGUUUAGAGGUCAUCAAUUGGUUGCUGUUCAAACUUCUAGUCUAUUUGCUUCUUUUCUUUCCCAUGUAUUUCUGUCUCGGAUUUCAUGUUUCUUCUGUGUCUAAGAAAACAUUUUAUGGUCUCGAAUCCUUUUAUCACGGUGGAAGUACCUGUCUUGGGCUAGUCAGAUAAGCGUGGUUGUGUACUUUUGGCCUUCAUCUUGUAGGCUUAACCAUUUUCUUGGCAUAAAUUGAAAAGGUCUGCAUAGUUGUUUCUCUUCUAGUCAACCUUCUCUCUCUCGUUCCUUUUGUUCCUCUGUUUCUGUGUACCCACAUUCUGAAAUGUUCCAUUUGUUUUCAAACCUUUGUUUUUCCAUUUUUCAUCAUCCUUGUCUUCAAUACGAUUCUUUAAUGUUUCUAAGAACAAAUAUGUCAUUGGGGCUAUCUGCGUUCCCUUUACCAUAUGGUUUUCUAGUGGGAAAUAUUUAAGAUAGCAUAAGAGAUCUGUGGUAGAUUUCCUUUCCUCAACGUGGAUUGCACUGCGUAUUCAUGAAAAUUAGAAGAAAAAAGGGUUAAAUGUGCUGUCGAAAGGAACCCCUGCACAGAAGCUCUAUAGUCUUCACCAAUGUGCCGAAGGCCAAAAGACGCCUAGACCACUCUCCAACCUAUUGCAGAUAUCAUUGAUCAUGGUCUACUAACCGAAUUUGCCUAUUUUCCAACGGUUCAUCUACUUGGUAUCCGUCGUCAAUAUCAAUGACCAGAGCUCCUCCUAUCUUAUGGUUUAAUUUCUGCCAAGUUCUUGUGGAAGCUCGCUUUGAAUGAAUAGGCGCUCCGGUGAUGCUCUGGUGAAACUAACGUGAAUACCACUACUAAGGUAGACGACUGAUUACGGAGGGUGUUUCUUCCACGUCAAAAAUCUUAACCUUCCCAUGGGCUACAGUAUUUCAGAUUAGAGAAGCCAUUUCAUUUGAUGCCUAAUAAUUCCAUCUGCGAGGAUAUCAUUAUCUAAGUAGAGAGUAGCUCCAUCUCUUGAUUUCCGCCAACACUGGCCCGCCUCUGUAGUUGAUAACCCUCUCAUUCCGAAAGUCUAGGGAUAUCCAUUUCCUUGGGAUUCUCUUGAAAAGUUGAAAAUCACACGUCUCUGCCCUCAUAUUAGAAUCCUCUGCGACUGUACCACAAUCAUCUUUCUUUGAUUUUCUGAUCCUCUGAUCUUUUGGUUGCCGAUCAACACUGACGCUAAUGGACUAUUGUUCAUGUUUAAACUUAUGUUGCCGUUGUAUGAAAUACACUUCAAAGCGAAUAUUCUUAACUAAUCUCUCCAAGUGUUGGCUGUGUUAUAUACCUACUUCUAUCGUAUAUUCCUGGUCUAUGUUUGGAUGCUUUAUGGUCUUGUUUAAUUGUUGACUGGAGUUCUGAUUUUGUUGGCAGUCUCGAUCGAUCUUCGUGAAGAAUUUGAAUUUUAGGACAUCUGAUGAAGAUCUAAAAAACCAUUUUGUGAGCAAUAUUAAGAAGGGAGCUGUACGAAGUGUGAAGGUAAAUUUUUGUGACAUUCAAUCUCUCCACAGAUUCAUGAAUUCGUUUUCCUUAAUGUCACACUUUUCCCUCUGCAGGUGAAGAAACACAUAAAAAACGGGAAAAAUGUAUCUAUGGGUUAUGGUUUCAUUGAAUUUGAGUCUCUAGAGACAGCAACAUAUGUGUGCAGCCAGCUGCAGGUAUUAUAAUUUCCCAAGUUAAUAUUGCGGCCACAUCCUUGGACCCUUCAGUCACUUCUUCUGUAUAAUUGUUCCAUGAAAACCAUUGAACUAUUUUGUCCUUACCGCAGGGUACAAUUCUGGAUGGCCAUGCUCUCAUCUUGCAACUUUGCCACGCCAAGAAAGGUGACCAGACACCAAAAAGGGAUGAGAAAGAUAAAAGCUCAACAAAACUGAUAGUUAGGAAUGUGGCUUUUGAGGCUACAGAGAAGGAAUUAAGACAGCUAUUCAGUUCAUUUGGCCAGGUACUUUAAGAUCUAUAUAUUUUAACUAGCCAUUUCGUAAUUCAUCUUGAAAAUCAAUGAUACUGAUACUGACAAGCAUGUUUUUUAAUGUAAUCUCUAAGAUUCAGAUUUCAUGGAUAAGGCCCAGAAAAAAAUAAUAAUCAUGAAGUGUCUGAGCUUCUAUUUCCUUUUAACAUAUAUUAUAAACUUCUUAGUCUUUGAAGUUUCUGAGUUUUGUGUAUAGAGAAAGUUCUCUGAGCUUUUACUUAGCAUGUCUAAUUUCCAACUCCUAAACAUUUUGACGAAUUAAUUUGAUAAGAAGCCCACAGUAUCGAUUUCUGUGUUACAACAGGCCUUUAGAUGAUUUUAAAAUAGAGAUAUUUGAAACAACUAAAAAGCUUCGAUGAUAAUAGGAAACGAUGUCAAUGAAAGUUUCUUCUGCUGGCUUGAGUUUUUGUUUUUAUCCACUGAUGCAUUGAAGUCCAUGGUGUAGAAUUUGGGUUCAUUUUUUCUAUUCAGUUCUCCGAAGAUGAUUUAUCAUUCUUUGCCAAACAUUCUGGGCAUUUGGCUUCAGUCUGAGACCCAUUCAAGCGAAACUCCCUUUCAUUUUGCUGCCUCGUUUCCUUUUUUCUUCCAUUAUUUCCAUUUCGGGUAGAGAAACACAGCAACCCACAGUCCCCUCCUCGUCCUAAACUAUAUGUUGACCGUAAUUCUUCCCCAUCUUCUCAGGUUCGUAAGCUAAGAUUGCCGAAGAGGAUCGACAACCACCGGGGCUUCGCCUUCGUCGAGUACGUCACGAAGCAGGAGACAGAGAAUGCGAUGCACGCCCUCUCGAGCACCCACCUCUACGGCCGCCGUCUGGUGAGUAGCAGCCCCCCCAUCUCCGGCAGCCUCCGCCGCGCAAAAGCCAGAGCAGCUUCGCUAACAUCCUCCGGUCGCGUCCCCUCGUAGGUCAUAGAACGAGCAAAGGAGGGAGAAACUCUUGAGGAGCUCCGUGCCAGGACGGCGGCCCAGUUCACCGCCGGCGAUCAGGGCGGCCCCCGGAAGAAAUCGGUGAAAAGAAAACGCAAGGAUGCUGUGGACGAGGAUGAGGCAGGAGGAUUCCACGGCAUGAGCUGA